UACUGAAAGUAAACAGUGUUGCCAAACAAUUAAAAAAAGACCGCUGUUUCUGUUCUUGAAGGCCUGUACUCAUCGGCAACACUGUUUUUCGAUCUGUUUCUUUGCGCCUUUUUCUUUGACGUCAUCGCAGGACGCUACACACUGUGUGCGCCAUUUGCAUUGGAUCUUUCUAGAUUGCUGGUUGCUUCGAGAUAUUUUGGGAUUAUCAGACUGCUUGUAGAUUGGUUUCGAACCUGCCAUUUUUCGUGAAGUUGUUCAUUUCUCCGUUAGGGCGUUAGUGUUAGAUGAUACGCUGCUCUGCGUAUGUCACAGCAACUAUUGCAAUAUAAAGAGGCAAAAUGGAACAACAAUGCGCUGCAGGCGUGAAGCGACCAAAAUUGAUGCUGACAAAAAAAAAAAUGGAAAAUUCGUGAUUGCGUCAACUCAAAGAGAAUAUACAGCCAGCUGCGAAACUUCGUCUACAAGCACCAUGAGUCAAAUAAUACACAAGAAAGAAAACAUACCUAAGAACAUAUCAUCAACUUUAUUGCAGCCAGAAUUUUUACAAACGAGCACCACAGGCGAAGAAAGCUCAACGUUAAACCUUCACCCUCAGUUGCUACAUGAAUUAUCAUGUAAUUCUAUUGAGCAUUUGGAUUGCAUUACUAAUAUCGAACAAAAUACUCCAAUGCCUUCCUGCCAGAAGUCAACAAAACAUUUUCUACCAACAUUUCAAUCAACUGCUACUCAAACCAACUUUUUAAACAGUGGUGAACAAAUCCUAUCGGAUAUUUUAGUUAAACUGGAAAAUAUACAGGAGGAGCAAAAACGACAAGCAGAAAUGAUGAACAACAAAUUUGCUGCUAUGGAUCGACAAAUUAAGUUAAUACGAUCAGAAUUCAACAUCGUGACUGAUGAGCUGAUUACACGAUCUGGAUUUGUUCAGCAAACAUACUUUGAAUGGGAACCAGUUAAAAAUCAAGAGGAUUUAGAUAAUCUGGAGUGCAGAUUGGCUGAACCCGAAUUUAAGAAAAACUUUUCUAAAUAUUUGGACAAUCAGCUUUCUACAGAAGGUUCAGAUGACCGCUUACAUGACGCAAUGGAUAUUUUUUCAACAGAGAGUUUGUAA
This is a messenger RNA of Anopheles arabiensis, 1108 nucleotides long. RefSeq lists its product as uncharacterized. The coding region runs from base 350 to 1108 and encodes 252 amino acids. The transcript is spliced from 4 exons. The record is from RefSeq and is a predicted model, not a curated record. Lineage: Eukaryota; Metazoa; Arthropoda; Insecta; Diptera; Culicidae.